Messenger RNA from Phlebotomus argentipes, 4435 nucleotides. RefSeq lists its product as uncharacterized. Bases 1 to 3810 code for a protein of 1269 amino acids. The record is from RefSeq and is a predicted model, not a curated record. The transcript is spliced from 16 exons. Gene Ontology annotation, molecular function: guanyl-nucleotide exchange factor activity. Lineage: Eukaryota; Metazoa; Arthropoda; Insecta; Diptera; Psychodidae.
AUGCUGGCGGACGAUCUGCCGCAGUUGCUACAGAGUCUGUUGGUGGGUGUCGAGCGGGUCAUCUGUCGGCUGCCGCUGGACGAUCUGACUUUCCCCGCGUCCGCGGACGAGGCGGCGUGCGAGGAGGUGAAUGGGAGCGCGGGCGCACCGCGCCGCUUCCCCGACAGCACACUGAAGCGCCGUGAGCUGAUAACGCGCAACACCAUGAUUAGCAACAAGUACACACUCCUGCGAGCCAUCAAGAGUGAAUCCGGCACAGUGGACUCCGCAGCGUCCGCGGGCGAUGCUGAGACGGCGUCCAUGCCACUCUUCUGUCUGGGUGGAUCGUUUCCCCAUAUUGACAGUGACGAAGAAAGUGGCGAUGAGACGAGGAAAACAAACACCACGACAGUGGUGAACACUCCUCAAGAGAUCAGCCCGCCCAAAUCAAUACAAGACUUGCCGGAGAAACUACUAAUGGCAGGAAUUUACUUACCAGGCAUAAAAGACAAGAACAAUACUUCGAUUAUCGUGAUCGAGGCUCAGAAAUUGAUGGAAGCAGCGGUGAAUUGCUACGAAAUCGCCACUGUCUUUCUCUACUACAGCACAGUACCUACUAGUCCCGUCCCUUUUACCAUCCACUUGGUGGCGAAUGAAAGUGCCGAGCUGAGCGUGCUGGAGCUGUUGGACAGCAGCCUCCAGUUGCUGCAUGGGCAUGUCGCCGUCAAGCGCGUUAUCGUGUCCGGGACAUUCCAGAUAUCAGCGGCGGAUCAGCGAUCGCCCAGAGAUCACUUGCCAGCCAGUCGUGUCGAGAUUAAGUACUGCUGCUGCGCGUCUGAUUCAUCAAUCAGAAGUUACAUAAGCCCAGAAAACGUCCUGCGAGUGCACGGCGGCGAGCGCGACCACGACCAGCAGCAGUGGCGGGAGUUCUUCAUUGCCCUCGAGCCAAUUCAAAGUCAGUGCAUUUCGGUGGGAAAGAAACUAGUUACCGUAAUGGGAGACAUCAGGAAUUCGGACCAGCAGGGUUUGCCGUCGCGGCGACAGCUUCACUCGCAGCAUCGCGCCCUGAGUCGCGCCCUGAUGGAUCCGGAGCUGCAGAAUCUGCGCCGCAAGGGUCUGGCCACACUGUCGCGCCUCCAGGAGCGAUCGCAGCGCGUCUCGGGCCACGAUUCGCAGGCGGAGGACGAGAGGCGGCGCAGCGACGACGCCUCGCGUGACAUGGAUCAUGUGGCGAUGCGUCUGCAGGAGGUGGUGACCAUCUUCCACGAAGUCGACAGAGCGGCACUGAGGCUGGAGCAAAUGACUGAGCAGCGCAGAGAGCGACUCCGCGAAAUGACUCGCCAGCGGGCACUCGAGGAUGAGAUCAAUGAGGUCUUAACGUGGAUGAGAAACGACGGUGAUGAGUCUCUGCAUAAAUAUACACAAGUACCACUGGAGUCGGGCGACAUAAUUAAAGAUCAAGAGCAAGAUUUUGAGAAAUUCUACUUCAUAUCGAUGAAACAUCUUGCCAAGGGGCGAGAUCUUCAUGAGGCCACGAUGGAGAUAGAGAACCUCAAGGACAGCGCGUGUGCUCUCAAGCAGCACCUCAGACAGUUCAGCGAGAAGCUCGAGACGACGCGCGAGAGGAUCGAGGGAGCGGCCAGACUGCAUCACCUGCUGGGGCUGCAUCUGAAGGAGGACGAUGUGCAGCUGGAGAUGCAGCGCCUGGCGGAGAAGAUCGGCGAUCUGGGGCUCAUUGAGCGAUGCCGCGAGGCCAAGAACAGGAGCAAGUGCGAUCCGCCGGAGACCAGCACGCCCAUCAAGAGCACACCCGCGCCCAAGACCACGCCAGUGCAGAUCUGCAACUGCUGGAUGGAUCAGAUGGAGGACAGCAAGCCGGCGCUGCCGCUGCUGGCGGAGGCGGAGAAGGAGGACCGCGAGGAGGGCCUCGAGGAGGAGGACGAGGAGGAGCACUCGAAGCUGGCGGACUCCGGCCUGGGCGGAUGUGAUCGAUGUGAGGGCAAUGACAAGCUGACCCGCGCGUGCUCGUGCCAGAGCUUCGAGGACGCCACGCUGGCGUGCGUGAAGAGCAACAACAGCGACGAUCUCGAGGAGGACUUUGAGGUGUCGCAGAAGCAGACAGACAUACCAACACCCUUUCAGCCAAACUCCCAUCUGCACUGUCACUCGUCCAAUCUCCACCUGUCCGAGUUUGACGAGGAGACGGGCCUGGAUCAGAAAACGCAGAAGACGCUUCUCUUGAUCAUGCGAGAAAUGAUCGGAACAGAACGCGACUAUGUAAGGUCGUUGCAGUACAUCAUUGAGAACUACACCCAGGAAUUGCUGAGGGAUGACAUCCCUCAGGCGCUGAGAGGUCAGAGGAAUGUAAUAUUUGGGAAUGUCGAACGCAUCUACGAAUUCCACCAACAGUAUUUUCUAGAGGAGCUCGAGAGAUUCGAGAAGAAUCCUCUUAAGGUUGGAUCAACCUUCUUGCGACACGAGAGUAAAUUCUAUCUUUAUGCCCUGUAUAACAAGAAUAAGCCCAAGAGUGACUCCCUGAUGAGUGAAUAUGGAACGGCAUUCUUCAAGUCCAAGCAACUGGAGUUGAACGACAAGAUGGAUUUGGCGUCGUACUUACUGAAGCCCGUGCAACGAAUGGGAAAGUAUGCGCUUCUUCUUCAACAACUCAUGAAAGCUUGCUCCAAUAUUCAGGGAUCGGCACUGAGGUACAUUGCAGAGGAUCUGGAAGAGCUUCAGAAGGCCGAGGAAAUGGUUCGCUUUCAACUGCGUCAUGGCAAUGAUCUGCUUGCCAUGGACUCCCUAAGAGACUGUGACGUUAACGUCAAAGAACAAGGAAGACUUCUGCGACAGAAUGAGUUUCUUGUGUGGCAAGGUCGUGGUGGCAAAAAGACACUGCGCCAAGUCUUCUUAUUCGAGGAAUUGGUUCUCUUCAGCAAGGCCAGGAGAUUCCCCGAUCGGAAGAAUCUCGAUCUGUACAUCUACAAGAACAGCAUUAAGACAUCUGACAUCGGAUUAACUGCCCAUGUGGGUGACUCAAGUACAAAAUUCGAAAUUUGGUUCCGAAAGCGAAAACCAGACGACACUUGGACUUUGCAGAGCAUGUCUGAGGACAUCAAGAACAUGUGGACUGAAGAGAUUUCCAAGCUUUUGUGGAAACAAGCCCGAAAGAAUCGAGAGAUUCGACUUCUGGAGAUGUCCUCAAUGGGCAUCGGUAGCAAACCCUGUCUUGAUAUUCGACCGAGCCAAAAUCAAAUUAAUGAUCGAUCCAUCAGUUUUUCACAACUUGGCAAGACGCCCAAAUUCCGGAACUCCUUCACUGGCAGCCAGACAGAAGUGAAGACCGCUCGGCGUCCCAAUUCCAUCAUUUCCGUGAGCAGCAUGUCCUCCGGCACGAGCAGUUCCUCCGUGAGCACGAGCGCGGCGUCCAGCAAUGGCAGCACUUCAGGCGCCGGAAGCAGCAACUCCAGCGCUAAUCCCUCUCGAUCGUCGGCCAACACACUGCAGCUGGUGGAGGAGAACGUCCCAAUUACCACUUGUAUUGCAUCGACGCUGGGCAGUGCGCCAAGUGGACGAAAGCACCACCGUUCGACAACAUUAGUCAGCCAAUGUUCUAUGGAGAGUGGGAUAAUAGCUGACAUUUCCCUGUCGCCGGAUGAGGCCAGCGAUUUCCCGCCAAAUUGGAGUCAUGCACUGAAGAAGUCUCAGAGCUCCUCGACAACGUCUGAUAACCAAAAACCCGCAGCAAGUACGGAAGAGAGGCCACAGUCCAGUACACCAUCACCAUCAUCCCCCAACCCUUACAUCACAGACUCAAUCACCGUCCACCUCUAAGGCCGAGGCACCAGAGACUCACGUUGGCUCUCACUGAAUCUGGACGCUUCCACACCUUCCAAAUUGUACAUACUUGGGAAAAAUUUUACACCACAACUUCAUCAACACAAACACUCUCACCCUCAAUGAAACAAGCAGCCUUCUGUCCCAGACUAAAAAACACCCCCAGGAAAAAAAAAUCACACGGAUUCCGCAGUUCAGAUGCAGUUUCAGAGAAAAUGUACCUACAAAAAAUAUACUGACGAGAAAUUUUUAUAUAUUUUAUUCACUAAUGCAAUUCUUAAUUAUUGUAUUGAUUUAGAGAAUGAGAAGAAAAAAAAGAAAACUAUUUCUAUAUGUAUUAAUUCUUAAUUUAAUGAACAGAAAACAGCAAGUAUAUAUAUAUAUAUAUCUAAUAAUGUUAUGAAGAAAAAUUAUAUUGUCUCCCUAUUUUCGCCAUUUAGCCAUUUAAGUCUGCCAGAGAGAGAGAGAUGAGUAGAAUUAUAUUAAUGUAUUACUUUCCAAAACUCUUACUAAUAGUUUCCAAAUAUACAUUUUAUUUUAUUCUUUUUGUGUAUUUCACACACUUUUCUUGAAUAUACAUAUGCAUUAUUAUACAGCAACAAAGCGAUGGUCUUUUACUUCC